Rana temporaria (common frog) is the source of this 1542-nucleotide messenger RNA. RefSeq names its product phospholipid scramblase family member 5-like. Gene Ontology annotation, cellular component: plasma membrane. The coding region runs from base 201 to 1172 and encodes 323 amino acids. Gene Ontology annotation, biological process: plasma membrane phospholipid scrambling. The transcript is spliced from 7 exons. The record is from RefSeq and is a predicted model, not a curated record. NCBI's taxonomy places the organism in Eukaryota, Metazoa, Chordata, Amphibia, Anura, Ranidae. Gene Ontology annotation, molecular function: phospholipid scramblase activity.
AUGACAGGCUGGAGAGCCCCCUGUAGAGGAUUAAGAAGCAUCCGGUUGGUUGGGAUGGCAACAGCAGCAGGCGGAGAGAAGAGAAACUGAUAUAGGACCCAACUGGGCUCAGUCUACAAGGUUACUGGCUCAGAAUUUGACUGUGGAAUUGACUUUUUAAUAGAAACUUUUUUUUCAAAGUGUAUAAACAAUAUAUUGAGAUGUCAGUUAUACAUUUUCAACCAUCUCCCUUUGGAUAUCUUCAAAGAGAAAAACAUAUUGAGCAUCACACAAAAAAACCUAAAGAAGAGAAGAUGUGCAAAUGUAUGGAGGCUCAACACAGACAGCGAGAUGGUGGAUUGAGAAGAACUGGCAAGAAUGUCGAACAACCAUCUAAAAAACUGGUACUUCCAAAGAAAAUAGAAACUUCAAGGAGAGGAAGUAUCAGGGUAUCAUGUCCACCCUCACAGUCUGCUGCAACCUCUCACAAGAUAACCCCAGCCAGGGAGGUGGCCAUGCAGAGAACACUGACAGUAGUGGAAGAAUUAAGUGAAUCGGUUGGUUCUGAGCUGCAAAUCUUAGCAGGUGCUCAGCAGUUCUGUAUAACAUCCAAUGCCAAACCAAAAGGAUUUUGCUGUCAAUCAGAGAGAUUAUACAUUAUUUCCAGUCGCACAGCCAAGCAAUUACUUGUUGCUAUUGAAGAUUCCAGCAGUUUGUGCCUCCAGUUAUGUGGUCCUGCCCGCUCCUGCUAUCUUCGCCUCUGUGACCAGAACAGACAGGAAGUGCUGAAGUUUAGCAGACCCUACCGUGAAGAUGUUUGCUGCUUGUUCUGCUGUCUCAUGGUCAUCAGAGUAUUCAACUCAUCUAACAAUCUCCUAGGCUUUGUGCAGCAGAGGUGGAGCUUGUUUAGUCCAAGCCUCUCAGUACACAACUCAGAAGGAAUAAGAACAAUGGACAUUUGUGGCUCCUGGAGUGCAGCCCGAUGUUAUACUGAACAGGAAUUCCAGGUCACAUCGCUGGAAGGACAACUUGUGGCGAUCAUUUGGAAGAGGUGGCCAGGAUUUAAUGAGGAUUAUAACAUGGAUCAUGAUUUCUUUGGUCUGGAUAUUUCAGCUUCUCUCAGUCCAACCGACAAAGCCCUUCUUUUAGCUGCAACAUUUUUACUGAACUACAUGUUUUUUGAGAUGAGCUAAAAAGAACACAGAAAAUCAGCAUGGCACACUCAAGAAUGCGAAACAUCAUCAAUGGCUGUUCUAAUACAAGAUAAAAUGUCUACAUGACAGUAAUGUGUGUAUAAAUUGCAUGAAUGACCGAAAAAUGUGGCUCAGCAAUAAAAAAAUAAAAAUAAAAGCAAAACAAACUAUUUCAGUUGCUGUAGCUGGAGAUAUUUCUAUUUCUUGAACAGGAUAUUAAUGAAUAAACAUGAUUAUAAUGGUGUCGGCUGAAUUAUGAUGUAAGAACAAUAUCCAUUCUACAAAUUAAAGUGAGGUUCAAUUUUUUAAAAGUGUUCAAGUUAGAUGUGGGAACUUGAUUUAAACCCAACUUCAUGUAAUGCUUUUUUAA